CAAACAAACACUUCUACUACACUUCUCACCACCAACUUUAAAAAAAAUCUCCAUCAAAAUGUACGCCUCCAAGAUCGUCGCUUCUCUCGGCCUCUUCCUCGGCCUGGCCACCGCCACCGUCAACAUUGGCAAGGACUCUGCCGGUGACACUGUUGCCUGGAUUGGCGGCGAGUCCGAGUGCACUAACGUCUUCAUUGCUGGCAACGGUGCCAACCCUUGCGGAAUCAACUUCACCCUCAACAAUGGUUUCACCUACCACCUCGUUGGCUGCGGUGGUGCCGGCUUGAGCUUGGACAACGGCGAUGGCUCUUUCAACAGCAACUGCCAGUUCGGCGAGCAGAACCUCCAGUGCGGUGUCCAGCAGCAGUGGUCUUGCUUCUAAGCGAAUUCCUUUGGCUUCUACAGGGGAAAGGAGAUGGAUUGUAGCUUACAAGUUACAUGAUUGUUUGGUUCGAUUGGAGUAGCCACAUCCGCCGAUUGUGUUCUGAACAGGUGAACGCCUAUAGCUGAUUUUACUUUUCUACCGGUG
Trichoderma asperellum CBS 433.97 is the source of this 529-nucleotide messenger RNA. RefSeq lists its product as uncharacterized. NCBI's taxonomy places the organism in Eukaryota, Fungi, Ascomycota, Sordariomycetes, Hypocreales, Hypocreaceae. The record is from RefSeq and is a predicted model, not a curated record.